CAUCGUCAUACACUCACGGUACAAUUAAUCCUCCAAGCCUCGCUUGGCACUGUUGCGCGCUUAUUUUUGAGGUAGCUAGUGCUAGCUAGCUGAUUUAAAUUCUAAUAUUUUUGCAAAGAUAUAUUAACUAUGCCGAACUUUUGCGCUGCCCCAAACUGCACAAGGAAGAGCACACAAUCCGAUUUGGCAUUUUUCAGGUUUCCAAGGGACCCUGAACGAUGUAGAAUCUGGGUGGAGAACUGCCGGCGGGCAGAUCUGGAGGCGAAAACAUCAGAUCAACUUAAUAAGCACUACAGAUUGUGUGCUAAACACUUUGACCCAGCAAUGGUCUGCAAAACGAGCCCUUAUAGGACUGUACUCAAAGAUACUGCCAUUCCAACUAUAUUUGAUUUGACAAGUCACCUCAAAAACCCGCACUGCAGGCAUCGUAAACGGAUCAAAGAACUGACGGAAGAAGAUAUAAGGCGGAUUAAAGAGAGAAGAUUGGCAUCUUCUAUCGAACAACUGCACUCUAAGAAAGACAAUGCUGGAGCGGAGGAUGGUAGUGGAACCAACGGCGAUGAACCACAGUUAUCUCCAGAGGAAAAGGACUUCCGAGGUUACCUGAGAUCCCUGUUUGAGGUUAUGGUUAUGCUAGGAAAGCAGAACAUCCCUCUGGAGACCAAUGUCCCUGCAGAAACAGAUAAUUGCCCCAGUAAUUUCCAAGCCCUACUGGAGUACCGCAUCAAUGCUGGAGACGAAGCUCUGAGGAAGCGCUUUGACACCACCGCGGUGAACGCAGAGUACUUGACCACGGUCCAGCAGAGCCAGCUUCUGGAAGUCUGUGAAAACACAGUCAGAGAGGAGAUCCUCAUGGAGGUGAGGGAGAGUCGUUUCUUCUCCGUGGUCACAGGGGACCUGGUGGAGUUCUCCAGCGAGAGACAUCUACCCCUCUUUCUGCGUUUUGUGGAUCAAUCCAGUGCCCUGAGGGAGGAGUUCCUGGACUUCUUGCCAUUUGAAGGAGAGGAAGCCUCCUUAGUGGACAGGCUGGAGGCCCAGAUAACAGAACGGUGGGGGCUUAGCAUGGAGGACUGCCGUGGACAAGCCCACGUGGCUACGGGUACUUCCGCCACCAAAAUGAAAGCUGUGGCCCUCACCCUGAUGGAGAAGUAUCCCAUGGCUCUGUACACACCCUGUUCCUCCUGUGCACUCAACAUCCACCUGGCCAACAACCUUCCCUUCCCCAGUGUCCAGGUCAUCAUGUCAACUCUGAGGAAGAUUGAAGUUUUUUUCAGGGCGUCGCCAUCCUUGCAGGCAGAGUUGGAGAAGGCCAUCUCGGUGUUUUACCAAGGAGGCGACGAGAAGGGAGCAGAGCUGAAGCAGGCCAGUGGCUCAAACUGGACCGGCCAGCACAACGUCUUUGACUUGACUGUGGACAUGCUGGAGUCCCUGGUAUUGUGUAUGGACUGCAUCCGCAACAAUGAGAGUGGUAAAUUCACAGAUGCAGUGACCAGUCAGGCCUACUGCUUCUCAGAAACCCUGGUUGACUUUGAAUUCGUUGUCACCUUGGUCAUCCUCAAGAAUGCCCUCUCCUUCACACGGGCAUUCGGCAGGAAUCUACAAGGGGAAACUGUUGAUGUGUUCUUCGCCGCCAACAGUCUAACGGCCGUCUUGCAUUCACUUAAUGAAGUCAUUGACAACAUUGAGGUAUACCAUGAGUUCUGGUUCGAAGAGGCUGUGAACCUGGCCACUGCAAUGGAGGUCUCAGUGGUGGUGCCCAGACUCUUCCUUCGCAAACAACGUGCUGCAGACCUGGGUGAGAUCCAGGCAGAGACCUACUUCAAGGAGUAUGUAACUGUACCAGUGAUUCGGGGUAUUAUCCAGGAGGUCCAGGAGAUAUUUUCAGAGAGCAAUCUCAAAGCACUCAAGUGCCUGUCCUUGGUGCCUGCCAUCAUGGGUCAGAUGAAGUUCAACACCUCUGAGGAAAACUAUGCAGAUGUGUACCGCAAUGACCUUCCUAACCCCGACACACUUCCUGCUGAGCUUCACUGUUGGAGAAUCAAGUGGAAACACAGAAGUAAGGAGGUCCGUUUGCCUUCCACCAUCCACGAGACCCUCCAGCUCUCUGACGUCAAAUUCUUUCCCAACGUCAACUCCUUCCUGAAGGUCCUGUCUACACUGCCUGUGCUGAAGCUAGAGGAGGGCUCUACCAACACAGCCAGGAGACGCCUGCAGGUCUACCUCGACAACACGCCGCUCGGACGCAAGUGCAAGAGACUGGCUGUGCUCAACAUUAACUCUCAAGUUAAACACGACCUGGAUGUCAUGGUGGACAAAUACUGCAGAUUGUACACUGAGGAUGAACCUGAUGCAGACCCAGAGCCCGAGCCAGAAGGAGAGCCAGAAAGGGAAGCAGAGCCUGAGCCAGAAAGAGAGAAUGAAAAAGUCACUGAAAUGACAUAAGCCGUUGAGACUGUGCCUGUUCAACAUACAGUUCAUGCUAAAUCAAUGACAUUAAAAUGGCUGUGGUUUCUCAGCUCUGUUCCACUGUUUAAUAUGUAGAUAUGGACAAUGAAGUCUAAGGAAAAAGGACAUUCAGUAUUUUUUUGUAUAAUUUUGUAAUGUCUUGACUAUUAUAAUUUCAAAAAGUUCAUUAAUUAAAACAGAUUUUUUUUUUCUUUCUCAAAAUCACCGACUUCUUGGUGUCUUC
Messenger RNA from Osmerus eperlanus (European smelt), 2689 nucleotides. RefSeq names its product THAP domain containing 12b (gene thap12b). Lineage: Eukaryota; Metazoa; Chordata; Actinopteri; Osmeriformes; Osmeridae. The transcript is spliced from 5 exons. The record is from RefSeq and is a predicted model, not a curated record. The coding region runs from base 130 to 2442 and encodes 770 amino acids.